This is a messenger RNA of Sardina pilchardus (European sardine), 1523 nucleotides long. It is a transcript of the gene polr3glb, whose product is annotated as RNA polymerase III subunit GL b. Gene Ontology annotation, cellular component: RNA polymerase III complex. Gene Ontology annotation, biological process: transcription by RNA polymerase III. Bases 219 to 869 code for a protein of 216 amino acids. The record is from RefSeq and is a predicted model, not a curated record. Lineage: Eukaryota; Metazoa; Chordata; Actinopteri; Clupeiformes; Clupeidae. The transcript is spliced from 8 exons.
UAUUUUUGUAAAGGAACAGAAACUUUUCCCUCCGAAGGCAGCUAUGAGAUCCUGUGUACCUACAUGUUAAUAAGGGAUGUAUUUCGGCACUGUUUACCAAAACUUAUGGCAGGAUUCUAAAAUAAAGUGUGGCAAUAUAUCAUUUAGUCAUGGCAUGGUGACACAUUCGACACGUUUACACAUACCUCGUUAGCGAUCCAGGAACUGCAAGCGUCACCAUGACCGGACGAGGGCGCGGCAGAGGGCGGGGUCAAAUGAGUUUCAACAUGGAAGUGGUCGGUAUCGGGAAAGGAGAGAAUCUACCCCCGGCCACCCUCCAGCCGACUCCACUGUUUCCUCCUAUGGAGCACAAACCGGUGCCCUUAGUGGUGAGUGAGGAGGCAGAGUACAUGCUGGCCCUGAAGCAGGAGUUUAGGGGGGCCAUGAAGACCUUGCCCUUCUACAUCAAACCAGCCGCACCAAAGAAAGACGUGGAGCGCUACUCUGACAAGUACCAGUGCAGCGAGGCGACUGAUAACCCCUCUGAAUGGGAUCCAGACUGGAGGCGGCUGCCGAAAGAGCUACGCACCCGAACAAAAAGACUCCAGAAAGAGAAAAAUAACGCCACAUCCAAACAAACCGUCCACCCUCGAAUAAGCAAAGAGGAGAUUAUCCAGAAAUUAGAGACUCUGGAAAAAACAGAGGAGGUGCACAGCUCAGACGAGGAAGAGGGAGAGAAGAAGAAACAAGAGGAAGAGGAGCAGGACGGUGAAGAGGAAUACAACGAGGAAGAAUUUGAGGAGGAGACAGACUACAUCAUGUCCUACUUCGACAACGGAGAGGAGUUUGCGGGAGACAGCGAUGACAACAUGGACGAGGCCAUUUACUGAUUGACAUGACUGAUGAAGGACAAUAGAUGGAGAUCACAUGAGAAUGAACAGAUCACUGUGUCCUUCUCGUAGACGGCCUGCCUAUGCAUUGGCCAGCGUGCAGAAUUUUAGCUGCAUUCAGUGGAAGUGUCAUUCCAUUCGGACAACAGGUAUAACAAGCACAUGAAGACAAUGAGGUGAAGGAGGGGCUGAGACUGCACUCUCUUCUCGUCUCAGCCAUCACCGGCACUCCAGCUUUUAUCGGAAAGUCUUUUUUUCUGCUCCUUUUGUAUUUUGGACUGAAUUACUGUACUGUCAUUAGUGCUGGUUGUGAACAUCUUGGUAGAUGUUUCAAAUGUUACUGAUGGUAAUUGAUGUGACCUGUUUUUUCCUCAAUAUUCUGUGUUUUAUAAAUUGAAUAGUUUUAUGGUUUUGUAAGAUAUUUUUAUACACAAAAUUGAGACUUUUUAGUGUUUGACCUUUUUGCCAAUUUCUCUGAAUGUUUUUUUUUGUGUGUGUAAUGGCUCAGAAAAUGUUAGAAUGUUAGGAAAAUAUAUGUUUGUGAAAUAAGAAUUUAGAUAUCCCACAGUGUAUAUGAUGUCUAUCCUUGAUGUGGCAUGAUAACAAUUGCAAUAAUAAGGAUAUUAAAAGAAGACUUAAUAUGCACUGAAAUAA